This is a messenger RNA of Mycena indigotica, 2535 nucleotides long. Its product is annotated as PHOMO B domain-containing protein. Bases 1 to 2535 code for a protein of 844 amino acids. The transcript is spliced from 5 exons. Lineage: Eukaryota; Fungi; Basidiomycota; Agaricomycetes; Agaricales; Mycenaceae. Gene Ontology annotation, biological process: protein processing. Gene Ontology annotation, cellular component: trans-Golgi network; Golgi membrane. Gene Ontology annotation, molecular function: serine-type endopeptidase activity. The record is from RefSeq and is a predicted model, not a curated record.
AUGCUACUAUUACCAUGGUCUCUCCUUUUAUUGGCACACACCAUUCUCGCCAGUCGCCCAGCGAAGCGAUUCUAUGACACGCACAACUAUUAUGUCCUUGAACACGAUCCCCACACUGGUAUUCCACUUUCUGAUGCUGCCAAAGCCCUUGGUGUGGAGGUCGUAGAGCAGGCUGGGGAGCUUGCAAACCACUGGCUUGUCAGAGUGGAGAAGCCACCACUCAAUGCGCGGGGCGAAGAAGAGUCGGAUUCUGUUCUCCAUGCAUAUAACGAGCUGCGAAGGGGAGCACAAAACCUGGACCGGCGGUCACCCCUUCUCGCCUCGACAAUCCCUUUCCUACAACGCCAAGUCCUUCGCCAGCCUGUCGCUGACCGCAUGGGCAUCCAGGACCCGCUCUUCACAAAACAAUGGCAUCUUGUCAAUGACGAGUUCCCUGAGCAUUCGAUGAACGUGACUGGCGUGUGGGAGAAGUUUGGAUUGACGGGCAAAGGCGUGAUUUCGAGUCUUGUCGACGAUGGACUCGACUACACUUCUGAGGACCUCAAGGACAACUUCGAUAGAUGGGACAGCUACGAUUACAACGACCACGAAGAGCUCCCAACCCCCAAACUCAGCGAUGAUCACCACGGCACGCGUUGUGCUGGUCAAGUCGCUGCGGUCAGGAAUACUGCUUGUGGAGUUGGUAUCGCCUAUAACUCCAAAGUCGCUGGAGUUCGCAUUCUUUCCGGCCCGAUAUCCGACGUUGACGAGGCUGCCUCGCUCAACUACGGCAUGAAGAACGUCUCAAUCUAUUCGUGCUCUUGGGGUCCACCUGACAACGGCAAAUCCAUGGAGGCCCCAGGGUAUCUCAUCAAGAAGGCCAUCGUAAACGCAAUAUAUAAUGGGCGGAACGGGUUGGGGGCAAUUUACGUUUUUGCGAGUGGAAACGGUGCUUCGCACGGCGAUCAUUGUAAUGCCGAUGGGUACACAAACUCCAUCUACUCGGUCACCGUCUCUGCCAUCGACUACAAAGGUCUUCGACCAUACUACUCUGAGCCUUGUGCUGCCAACAUGAUCGUCGCUUACAGCUCCGGGAGUGGUAAAUCCAUCUACACAACUGACAAAGGCGAAAACGCUUGUGCCAGCACUCACGGAGGGACAUCUGCUGCCGCCCCAAACGCGGUCGGGGUCUUUGCCCUUGCUCUCGAAGCGCGACCAGAUCUUACUUGGCGCGAUAUUCAAUAUCUGUGUGUUCUCACCGCCCGCCCAGUUAACAAGGACGACUCUGACUGGGAACCUACUGCUCUGCCCGGUCGAAUGUAUUCUUACAAAUACGGCUUUGGCGCUCUCGAUGCGUACGAAUACAUUAAGGCCGCUCAAACUUGGCAGCUUGUGAAACCACAGGUGUGGUUCCGGACCCCGACCGUCCAGGUUGAUCGCGGAGUUAUGCCCUCCUUGGAACAAUAUUCUGGUGGAAGAUUCAUCCCUCACGGCGGUUUGACGAGCGUGAUGAAAAUAACCCCCGCAAUGGUUAAAUGGGCGAAUCUGGAGAAGUUGGAGCACAUCAAUGUGAAGGUUUGGAUCAACCAUGGUAGACGAGGUGACGUGGAGGUCGACAUCCGGAGCCCCAGCGGAAUUCGUAGUGUGCUGGGAGCUAAACGAAGUGGCGAUAUGGCUACAACUGGAUAUCCUGGGUGGACUUUCAUGUCGGUCAAGCAUUGGGGUGAAGACCCAGUUGGAGAUUGGACCAUUAAAGUCUCUGAUCAGGGCUCAGACAAGUUCAAUGGCACAUUCCUAGGAUGGAAUAUGAUUCUCUGGGGAUCUGCUAUUGAUGCCUCAAAAGCCACGGCUCAGUUCGAGGUUCCACAUGACGACGAUGAUAUCGUUUUCCCACCUCAUGUAACGCCACGACCGAGCCCAACCAUGAGUGUUGCUACGACCACUAAGCAGCAUUCCAAACCCACUGCACAUCUGCCCGGUGAUCACGGGACCGCGCCAGGCGAAAACCCCAAUGCCGAUAACGCAGUCGUCGUUUCAUCCGGUGUCGCUGCUUCGGCCUCUGGAAAACCUACCGCACCCAGCACACCAACCGCAGACGAAGGCUGGUUCUCUGACAUGUCGAAUCUGGUCAAAAACCAGGCCUGGUUCUUCGGGGCCCUUGGGGCAGUCGUACUCUUUAGCGCUGGCGCCGCCUUCUUCUUCUGGCGCAGAUCACGUGCUCGGAGAAGGAGCGAGUAUGCAUCGCUUCCUGCGGGAGAUGAGCUGCCGAUGAGUGGGCUUGGUGGCCGGCUUUCUUCAGGUGGCGGGGCGGGGGCUCGGACAAAGGAGCUGUAUGAUGCUUUUGGGGAGGUGUCUGAUGACGACGAGGAUGAUGCCAACGAGGAGACAAGACUAAAUGCACGGUCUGGAUAUCAAGAUAUUCCUCGAGGGAAUAGCUCGAGACUGGAUCUGCACGACACCCAGUAUCGUGACGAGCCCGAGUCACAGCGAGGCAGUGGGGCAGCGAGCCCAGAGGCUGGCGCCAGUGAUGGCAGUUGGGAGCAUGCAACGACGUAA